UCAGAAUCCCUGGGGUCACAAUCAGGUGCUUAACCUCGUUGCAUUGAACAAUGUGCGUUGAGUUUGUUAAACAUACUGAGGCAAUGGCACUCUUUCAUCUUCACAGAAUUAGUAAUGGGAGGAUCCAGUACAAAACCAGAGUUAACAUCCAUAGACGACAAGAGAGUGAAAAAUGGGGAGCUCAUUGAGUUCCAUUGUGAGACCAACAUUGAUGACAUUGAAGUCAAAUGGACAAAGAAUGGACAAAGGUUGUAUAGUGGAGGCAGAAUCAGUAUCAACCAGAGUGGGACAAAUUUAAAACUGACAAUCACUGGUGCCAAGGAGGAAGAUGAGGGCAAGUACACUGUAACGAUCAGCAGGAAAUCCAAAAGUCUCUUUCAGUCCGCCAAAGUAACCGUGCUAGAGUAUGACCAGAAGUGGCGGUUCAUAGAUUGGGGGAGAAACGUGAAAAUCAGGCACAGCUUACAAGACCUGACACUCAAAAACCCACAGGUCAAACAUCUGCGUUUCCUGCUGCAUGGGCCUGUGGGGUCUGGGAAGUCCAGCAUCAUUAACUCCAUCAACAGCAUCUUCCAGGACAAAGUCAAAGUGGGGGCGCUGGCAGCUGCUAUAAGUGGCAAGAGUUUCACAGAAACUUAUCAAACCUAUGAAAUUAGAGACGGGCAAGACAAAGCUUUGCCAUUUGUCUUCAGUGACAUCAUGGGUCUGGAAAAAAGUUCUGAAGAUGAGAAUUUGGAUGAGUUCUUUCCACAUGGAAGGUUGCAUUCAGUUGCAUUGCAUAGGGAGUCAACUUUUCCAACUGUGAAGAAGAAUGAUAAAGGUGUUCAUCCUGACGACAUCAUCAGUGCCUUAGAAGGACAUGUCAGAGAUAACUACGUGUUUAAGCCUAGUUGCCCACUGUCUGAAAGAGACCCAAGCUACAAUCACAGCCCAACUCUGGAUGAUAUGGUUCAUUGCUUGGUCAGUGUGCUCCCAGCUGAUAGAAUCGCCAUUAUGGAUGGUGAUGUUAUUAAGAAGAUGCAGGAUAUCAGAAACUAUGCAAGUAAAAAGGGGAUUCCUCAGGUGGUUUUUAUGACCCGUGUGGACUUGGCCUGUCCUGUCAUUAAGAAUGACCUGCCACGUGUCUACUCAAGCAAACGUAUAAAGCAGAACAUGCAAGAGUGCAGUAACAAGCUUGGAGUCCCCAUGAACUGCAUCUUCCCGGUGAAAAACUACCACGAGGAGAACAACCUGGACAGUAACAUGGACAGUCUGAUACUGGAUGCUCUGAAGAAUGCUGUGAACUUCGCUAAUGACUAUGUGGAUGGCCUGGAGACACACACACAGCCUCUACGGACACACACACAGCAGUCAGAGUCAGUAGAGUCAUCAGAGCUAUCAGAUGAUGAGCAGUCAGAGGACUCGUAUCCUGAGUCCUUGCCGGAUGAGUUGGAUUUUUCGAAACCACAUGAAAUGGUGAAUCGUUGUGGCCUAUCAGCAGCAGUAACGGAGGGCUUGAACCCUGUUUUCACACCUGCUGAUAAAGAAUUCGACCUUGAAUGGAGGAAAGUGAGCUGGGAUACCGUCGGUAGAAACAAGAUGGAAAGUGAACUGAGAGACCUACGUCUGCCGAUACCUGAACUGAAACAUGUGCGUAUCCUGCUGCAUGGGCCGGUGGGCGCUGGGAAAUCCAGCUUCAUCAACUCCAUCAACAGUGUCUUUCAGGGCAAAAUCUGUGCAGGGGCUCUGGUCGCUACACCAUCUGGCAGCAGUUUCACCAAAAAGUACAAAACAUAUGAAUUUAGAAAUAAGGAUUCUGGAUUGCUGCCCUUUGUUGUGAAUGACAUGAUGGGUCUUGAGAAAGGGAAUUCUAUUGGAGCACACCCCAAUGACAUCAUCAAUGCAUUAAAAGGCCAUGUUAAGAAUGACUACAAGUUCAAUCCAGUUUCUCCACUGUCUGUGGGAGAUGCUGACUAUGUCGCCAGCCCUUCUCUGAAUGACCGGGUGCAUUGUUUGGUAAGCGUGAUUCCAUUGGACAAGAUCUCCAUCAUGGAUGAUGAGGUCAUCAACAAGAUGCGAGCUAUCAGAGAGGCUGCCAGUGAGAUGGAUAUUCCACAAGCCAUUGUCAUGACAAUGGUGGAUAAAGCCUGCCCGGUGGUGAAUGAAGAUCUUAGGAAAAUCUACUUCAGUAAGAGGAUCAAACACAAUAUGGAGGAGUGCAGUAACCGACUUGGUGUUCCCAUGAACUGCAUCUUCCCAGUGAAAAACUACCACCAGGAACAGGACUUGGUCCAGGAGAUAGACUGCCUCAUCUUAACUGCUCUGAGACAGAUCGUUCAUUUCUCAAAUGAACGUUUGUUCUAGAUGAUGAACGUAUGUUGCGUCGACCAGCUAAUUCAAGACUAUUUUUAUUAGUGGUUCUAUGUUGGUUGGUCUUUCAAGAGGGGUCUGAAGGCAUACGUGUUCAACAUGCACUUAGUCUAUUAAAGGGAUAUUCCGCCAUUUUUGGAAAUAAGCUCAUUGUACGUUUGCAACUUCCCUUGAUUAUUACGCCAGAUGAGAAUGUUUUUCCAUGUCAAAUCAGCCUAGAAAAACGCCAGGUUUCAUUUUCAGUUGGUCAUAUUGCACUUUCUAACUUGAGAAGAGACACGUUUUAAAUGAGAAAAUGACCGGAACUCUUUGUCACUAUUAAUCUUGAUGCUAGCAGGCGAGAUGCUAAUGGUCUAAUCCGAUUCAAUGAUCUAUGCUAGGCUGAAGCUAAAAGUUGUAUCGCCAGACUCACAGAAUGGCUGGAUGAAUGGGUAA
Molecule: messenger RNA, 2784 nt
Organism: Sardina pilchardus (European sardine)
Lineage: Eukaryota; Metazoa; Chordata; Actinopteri; Clupeiformes; Clupeidae
Exons: 17
Coding region: 115-2343 (742 amino acids)
Biological process (GO): immune response
Source: RefSeq, a predicted model, not a curated record